Molecule: messenger RNA, 4768 nt
Organism: Anolis carolinensis (green anole)
Lineage: Eukaryota; Metazoa; Chordata; Lepidosauria; Squamata; Anolidae
Gene: fam110a
Product: family with sequence similarity 110 member A
Exons: 1
Coding region: 545-1639 (364 amino acids)
Source: RefSeq, a predicted model, not a curated record
UAGACAGCCCUUGGCUCCCGUCUUUCCAGGGAGGGAGAGGGAUAGCGAGCAGGCAAGACAGCCAGCCUCCCAGACUGCCUUUGUCUGCUCCCGAGUGUCCGCCUCACCAACAUUGUUGUGCCCAGCAACCCAGGCGUGCAAGGAUACGGGGCUCCAUUGGUGGACGUGGAGAGAUUUCCGGGCUUGGCACUCACUCAUCCGUCUCUGAUUUUUCCUCCUUUCUUUGCAGAACGUCGCUCUUUGGAAAGGCUUGUUUUUCUCCUGCUAAAUGGUUGACAAGACGGAUUCAGCAUCGGCAAACCUGGCAUGUGAGACCCACCACAUUCUUUGAGGUACCAAACAAAGCAGCUUAAGAAGAAGUGAGUAGCUACCACACCUGUCUGGAAGGGAUUGAUUUUCUUCACUAUACCGUUUGGACAAGACGGAUUUGGGGUCGGCGAGCCUGGCAUGUGAGAGCCAUUGCGGCCUUUGACACCCAUCGGGAACCAAGUGGGAGUAGAAACAUUGUAGGAAGAAGUGUGCAGCUACCAGCUUUUGGAGCAUCAUGCCAGUGGAAACACUCCAGGCCAGCCACGCCAUGAAAGGCAUCUCGGUGACGGCGGCCCCUUUCACUUCGGCCAUGCCCUUCCGCAUCCUCAACAAGGGCCCUGAGUAUUUCCGCCGGCAAGCCGCCAAAGCUCCUCCAGCCGCCAAGAAGUUGAGUGCCGUGGAAAGGUUGGAGGCCGACAAGGCCAAGUACGUCAAGAGCCAGCAAGUGGCCACCACCAAGCAGGAACCAGUGAGGCCCUUGUUGCUCAAACAGCCGCUCUUCACUCCAGGGGUGAGGCGGGUGAUGCUGACUCCGAGCCGCAAAACCCCGCAAGGCAGCCGUUGCGGGGCCAAGACCUCUCUCAACUUAGACAUUCUCAACAACCUGAUCAAUUUUUGCGACAGCCCGCUCUCACCUUUCCCCAAAGCAGACAAGAGCCCGCUGGAGUCCAAGUGGAGGCCUGAGGAUCGCAGUAGAAGCCCUGGGUAUCUCCCGAGCACCCCAAAGACGAAGGGUGGCCCCUCAGAAGGCAUGAGCAAGCUGUCCCAAAGCUCGGCUUCUUCAUCCUCUAAGCCACCCAGCACCGUCGCCGUGCGCAGAGUGGACGUCCGGCCCUGCGGACCAAUGAGGGCCAGAGUCACACCAGCUAUCCAGCUGACCCCGGUCCCUACCUCUCCGGCUCAGGCCCGGAUCUUGUCCGCCAGCCCUCUGAACUCCCCCAGCCCCUGUGGCGAGCUGCGGCCGGACAGCGCCAAGCGGCAGACCUGCUUGCACCGCUCCAAAUCGGACCUGAGCGACCGGUACUCGCGAGCCACGGCCGACCUGGAGCGCUUCUUCAACUACUGCGGCUUGGACCCCGAGGACAUGGGGGACAUGGAGGUGGAGCGCUUCACCCGGGCCAGUUCGGACAUUGUGUCCAUCAAGUUCCACAGCGUCAGCACGGCCAGCUCCGAAGGGACCCGCUCCCGGCGCAGCGCCGUCACCUUGGAGGAGCGGCAGGCCGAGCGCAUGCCCUACGGCAUCUCCAUCGUCGAGCGCAACGCCCGGGUCAUCAAGUGGUUGUACGGACUGCGCCAAGCCAGGGAGUGCCAAAAGGUAUCCAACGUAUAGCUGUCCCGAGGAGGAUGAAUGGAAAGAGAGCAAGGCCUUCCUUCCCGAGAUGGUUUUCUCUGUGUCUGUUUUGCUAUUGACCGUGGUGGGGAAAGUUUUGCAGCUGUUUUGCAUGGUUUUUGUAGGGGGUCCCUUUUGGGAAGCAUCGUCUUACGUGUGCAUGUGUGUGUAUGUGUCUUUGCAGUAACUCUGAUCAGGGAUCUUUCAUCCAAAAUAAACCAGGUCUUCAUGAUAUAUAUAGGUCAGAACAGCCCCACUGCAAAGAGAAGAUGGUUUGAGCAUCUUCAUGCAUUAAGAUUUGGGGAACAAAGCAUGGUAUUGGACUAGAAUCCCUCAAAGUCCUAGCUACUACAGCCCAUGAUGCUGGGAGCUACUCUCCCAACCAGAUCCAGAGAACUAUACCUUUCUCCCAAAUUAACCACUGGCAUAUACGGUAGAAAAAUGGGAUGGCUUUCUAAGAAUUUCCCCCCUGUUUUCAGGAUUGGUCACCACUGCCAAAUACGUCUGAUUUCAACUCUCAUCAUCCCCAAACUACAUAGGUGCUUGGAAAUGAUGGGUGUUGCUGUCGGAGAGAUCUAGGAAGUGUCAAGGUGGCUCAGAUAUGCAAGAACGAAGGUAUAAAACCAUGUAAAUAUUGCAAAGCCAACCUAGCAGAGAAAUCCUGAAUGAACUUAGCUGGAAUUUAUGUGGAGUGGUUUAGAGACCUGGGUGUGUUUAGACUGGAGAAGGGAGGAACGAGAAGUGACAUGAUGGCCAUGUUUAAAUAUUUGAAAUGAUGUCAUACUGAAAAUGGAGCAAGCUUGAAUCUGCUGCGCUGGAAACUAAGACACAGAGCAACGGAUUCAAACUGCAGGACGACACCUAAAGAUUAGGAAAAGCUUGGUUGUUCCAAGAGCUGUUUGAUAAGAGCACAUCAGGGGGUGAUGGACUUGCCUUUUUUGGGGGAUGGAUGAGCAUCUUUCAAGAGUGUAUUUCAAUAAGGCGGGAGGCUGGCUUGGAUAGCCUUUGGAGGUCCCUUCUGACUCUGCCAUUCUAUUCCCAACAGUCUCUGGACCCUGAAUGCCAUCCAGGCCAGUCACCUCUUGGCUUGCUUUGCUCUGGGUUGCCAAAUGACACGGAGAAGGUUUAUAGCAAAGGAAAUCUUGAGGGCAAGAAACCCAUUGUGAGGCAGCCACUGGAUUGCAAGUGCUUUUGUCUGGAAUAUACCUGUGUGUCCAGCAAGGAUCCAGGUGGACCCAGCCACUCAUUGUGGCAUUUUGGGGCAGGGCAUCUUUCUAGCAGGAGCAAAACUGGGCAGCUUAAUGAAAUCUGAGCUAACCGUCCCCAGAAACACAGUGCAGGGCUGUGGAGACCUAUUGGUUCCUAUUGGGAGAUGAUUGCUCUCUGUAGCCUGUUCACGAACCUCUUCAUCCCAGAAUGUGGAAACGUUAUCCUUUGGGCAUGGCUGGCUGGAGGAUUCUGGGAGUUGUAAUCCCCAAAAGGGCAUAAUGCCAUGCUCUAUCCUUUUGUUUUCAAUGUAGGGUCACAAAUGCGGAGAACAAGCUGCUAUUGACAAACAGGGUAUUAUUAUUAUUAUUAGUAGUAGUAGUAUUUUAUUAUGACACAGCAAACAAGAUAGACAUGCUGGAUUUCAUAUCACAAAAUCACAAGUCGAACACUUCCCAAGUGUCUAGGACUGUGUGAUGUAUUUUCGGAUGAUGCGCGCAGAUCCCAGCAGGGUGGCCUUUUGCAGUUGGCAGAUCGUGAUUUUGUCAAUGUCUAUUGUUUCCAAAUGCUGGCUGAGAUCUUUUGGCAUGGCACCCAAUGUGCCCAUCACCACUGGGACUUAUUAGCCUUCAAUGAACCCUUUCACAGGUGGUUCUCAAGGUCCAUGUCUUACUAAAUUAAAACACACACACAAGUUCUCCAUUGUGGAACAGCUUUGCAAGAGGAUGACUGUUUUCCUCCUGUUUGCAACCCAGGAAUAAAAGUGGGGUUCGGCAAAUUUCCCUUCUGAUUUAUUUGGGAGUUGGGUUCUGAUCCUGUUGCCUUCGACAACACUCUGAUCCUUUUUGUUCCUUGAACGAUUGAUCUGAGUUGCAUGACCUCAUUUGGAUGCCCUUCCAAAUGCAAUGAAUCUUUUAUCGUUUCAGUUCAUCUAUGCUUCUUUGACUCUCUCUGUUUGCUUUAGAUUCACAUGAGGUUAUUGGCUCAAUCCUUUGAUGGAAGUAGGAGCCAUUUAGACUCCAUGGGUGCAAGAAUUAACACUAAUUGUUGACUUUCAUCAUGACUUUAAGACUGGAGUGACCUGUAUUCUAAUCCCUGUCCACUUCUGUAUAUACACUGCAGUUUGGCACCACUUGGAACUGCUCUUGUUCAAUGCUACGGAAUACUGGGAUUUGUAGUUUACUGAGGUCCCCAUUCUUUUUUUGGAAGAGCAGACUAAAUACCCUGUAAAACUACAACUUCUAUGGUUCCAUAGCAUUGAGCAAGGGCAAUUAAAGUCUGCUCAACUGCAUUCAUUCUACAGUUUAGUGAAGAUCCAUGAUAAGCAUGCUCUGAACUUUUAUGGACUACAAUUGCCAGAAUCCCCAGUCCUUCUGACCAAAGCUGUAUGUGUUUCGGAACCUCAAUUGGCCAUAGCAAACUUUACAUAAGAGUUUAACCCUUAAGGUUCUGACCUGGAGACAGUUUCAUUGGAGUUCAUGGACUACAACUUCCAGAAUCCCCAUCCAGCUUAGCCUUAGUCCAAAAAAUAAAACUUAAAUGACUAUAGCAGACUUGACAUCGGACCUCUUCCAAGCUUCAGAUCAACUGACUGUAGCAAACAUUACAUUAGGAGUCGAGCCAUGCAGGCAUCCACCUACCUCUGUAGAACAAGCCAGAGUUUUGCUGUGUGUUACGUACAUGUGUGUGUGUGUAAAUUGUCUGUUUAUAUAUGCCUUUGUAUCCCCAAAACACUGAGCCCUGCUCUCUUUGCAACCCCUUUUGCAUCGAAGAUGUCCAGUUCUGAUAUUUAUAAUAUUUCUUCAUACUGUUUCUAAGUUUGUACAUUAUUUUCUGCUGACCGCUGUCCGGUCGGAACAGGGAAAGAGAUAGAGGAACCCUGUCGGUGUAUUUGUAUUAAAGUCGUGUUCUUUAAAAAACAAA